GUUGGCUAGGAAGAAAGGCGUUCCAAUUCUGUGCAAGUGGUCCGGUUUCCGCGUCCUUCGAAAAUUCCUAUAAAUUGCCCCCUAAAACCACUCCUCCAAGCAAUUGCCCUAAAUAAUUUCCCUUCAUUCAUUCAUUCCUUCCCUCAACGGUUACAAUGAAUUCCCGCUCCGCUUCUCUUUUCCUCAUCCUUCUUCUCCCCCUCCUCUCCGCCGUCGUCGCUCGGAAGGGCGCUCUGCUCGGCGGCUGGAAGAAGAUCGACGACGUUAAUGAUCCGCACGUUCAAGAGAUCGCAAUGUUCGCGGUGACCGAGUACAACAAGCAAUCCAAAGGCGUAACGAUCGAAUUCAAGUCCGUCGUCAGCGGCGAAACGCAGGUCGUUUCUGGAAUCAACUACCGCCUCGUUAUCGACGCAAAGAGAGGCGAAUCGGUUGGCAAAUAUCGGGCGAUGGUCUGGGAGAAGCCAUGGGAGAAUUCCAAGAAACUUACGUCCUUCAAGCCUUUUGCCUAAUUUCACCAGUAAAAGCCCUAAUUUGCCUUCUUAUUGUGCUGUUUGUUGUGUCAGUAUUUGGUAAUUAGGUAAAAUAAAUUUGAAUUUCCUAGUAAUAAUUUCUGGAGAAAUCGUUUGUGGAUUCUGUUUGGUUAUCAGAUGGAUCUCUGUUUUCUUCGUAAUCAUAAUUAUUUCUGUUAGUUUGUAAUUUUAUAUUAAAAAUAUUUUGUUAUAAAGGUCUCAGAUACUAUUGGGAUUUCUUAUCUUCAUAAAA
Messenger RNA from Benincasa hispida (wax gourd), 762 nucleotides. RefSeq names its product Cystatin/monellin superfamily protein. The record is from RefSeq and is a predicted model, not a curated record. Lineage: Eukaryota; Viridiplantae; Streptophyta; Magnoliopsida; Cucurbitales; Cucurbitaceae. Gene Ontology annotation, molecular function: cysteine-type endopeptidase inhibitor activity.